Messenger RNA from Pristis pectinata (smalltooth sawfish), 2608 nucleotides. RefSeq names its product protein phosphatase 1, catalytic subunit, gamma isozyme (gene ppp1cc). The transcript is spliced from 7 exons. The coding region runs from base 117 to 1088 and encodes 323 amino acids. The record is from RefSeq and is a predicted model, not a curated record. Gene Ontology annotation, cellular component: cytoplasm; nucleus. NCBI's taxonomy places the organism in Eukaryota, Metazoa, Chordata, Chondrichthyes, Rhinopristiformes, Pristidae. Gene Ontology annotation, molecular function: protein serine/threonine phosphatase activity.
GCCCCGCUCCGGUAUCCUUCCGCUGAGCGGUGACGCCAUUUUCUUGAGGAUUUUUUUUAAAAAGGGAAAGAAAGCUCGGGAGGAGCGGCGAGGGACCAGAGGCACUGCCCGAAACCAUGGCUGACAUCGACAAGCUCAACAUCGACAGCAUCAUCCAGCGGUUGUUAGAAGUGCGAGGUUCAAAACCUGGAAAAAAUGUACAGCUUCAGGAGAACGAGAUCAGAGGCUUGUGCCUCAAAUCGCGUGAAAUCUUCCUCAGUCAACCUAUUCUUCUAGAACUUGAGGCUCCGUUAAAAAUAUGCGGUGAUAUUCAUGGCCAAUACUAUGAUUUGCUUCGACUGUUUGAAUAUGGUGGCUUCCCACCAGAGAGCAAUUACCUGUUUCUGGGUGAUUAUGUGGACAGGGGAAAACAGUCAUUGGAAACUAUCUGUCUUUUGUUGGCUUAUAAAAUUAAGUAUCCAGAGAAUUUUUUCCUUCUGCGUGGAAACCAUGAAUGUGCCAGUAUAAACAGAAUUUAUGGAUUUUAUGAUGAAUGUAAAAGGAGGUACAAUAUUAAAUUGUGGAAGACCUUUACAGACUGUUUCAACUGCUUACCAAUAGCUGCCAUUGUGGAUGAAAAGAUAUUUUGUUGCCAUGGUGGUUUGUCACCUGAUCUUCAGUCCAUGGAACAAAUCAGACGAAUCAUGCGACCCACUGACGUGCCUGACCAAGGACUUCUGUGUGAUCUUUUGUGGUCUGAUCCAGACAAAGAUGUAUUGGGAUGGGGUGAAAAUGAUCGAGGUGUCUCAUUCACAUUUGGGGCAGAAGUAGUUGCAAAAUUCCUUCAUAAACAUGACCUGGAUCUGAUCUGUAGAGCCCACCAGGUUGUAGAAGAUGGGUACGAGUUCUUUGCUAAGAGGCAAUUGGUGACUUUAUUCUCUGCACCCAAUUAUUGUGGGGAGUUCGAUAAUGCAGGUGCUAUGAUGAGUGUAGAUGAAACCUUGAUGUGCUCUUUUCAGAUUUUGAAACCAGCAGAGAAAAAGAAACCCAAUACAAGCCGGCCUGUAACACCACCAAGGAGCAUGAUCACAAAACAAGCCAAGAAAUAAAACCGGGAAUUCUGGCAUUGCCUAUUUGGACAUGUAUUAUACCAGUUUGUCUCCAUUUUUAACUUUUUUUUGUGUAAAGUGUACCUGUCAGCUUGCUUGGGUUAGAUUACUACUUGUUGACUUGUGGUUUAUCUGCUGUGAUGUGCUGCAUCAUGUUUGCUGCUGCAGAACAGCAAACAUGACUCAGCCCCCUGAGGUGGAAGAAUAUUAAAAUACAGUAGCUCUCUAACCUGCAUCAGUGCUCCUACUUGUUGGCACUACCUGCUAGCAAUAGUGUGUGCUUGACUAUUCCACAGCAGGCUUCAACAUGGGGAGGGUGGGGUGGGGGUUGUUAAUGGUGGGGCAUAAAUGAGGGUUACUAGUUGACAGAAAUUUGACAUUUUUGGUACAGUUCACGAAAGUGUUGUAAAUGCAAUGUGAUGACAGUUGAGUUUUUCCUUUUUUAAGACCCAAAGAGGUGCUUGUGAGCUGGUAAUUUUUUGGAAAAAAAACUCACUAAGUGUAGGAAGUGGCAUACUGUUUAUAAAAAACCUCAAGUUAUAGUUCAAAAUUUUGUACUUAAUGUUUUUUUUAUUUAGAGGAAUGCAUCUGCUUUUUUCAAGUCUUCAUGUCUGUCAUAUAAACAACUGUCUUGUAUAGAUGUUAUGGUUAGAAGGAUCUGCCUCUCCACUCUGCCAGCAUCACUGAAAAUGAUGUAAAUUUGAUUAAGCACACUUCCUGUACUGUAUUUUAGAUGAAAUAAAGCCAUUAUUUUACAUUUGGCAUUUUGAUUUGUCAAAUAUUAGGUUUCUUGUGUUUAUAAUGGCUAACAUGGGUUAGUUUAACUUCUGGCCAAGAUGGAGAACAGAUUAAGAAAUGUCUAGCAUAGAAGAUUAAAGAACUUUAAUUUGUCAUUUACUCAUUCCUAAAAUGGGAUUGGGAGGUUUCCCUAUUCCUCCAUGCCAUUAUCAGCCCUGGCCUUGAAGCCAAGCAAGCUAACAAUUCUUGAGGAUCUGUGUCAUUAGACAAUUGGCCACUAGGCUAAAAUGGUUUGAGUGCUCAAUGUUUAAACUUCCCUCUGCAGUUUCUCACCAUGUAUUUGUAAUUGAGAGCAUGCAGUUCAAAACUCUUGGGUCACUUGCAUAUAAUGGACAUCAUGCCCCUUCAUUCUGAUCAGAAUUCCUGUACAUGAAUGGAUAUGAUGCCAGUUUCUCCUUAUUUACUACCCCCCCCCCCCCCCAAUACACCAAGAUUUGUGGCUCUUCUCACUUAAUUUUAAAAAUCUAAAUAGUACAAAACCAUGUCCACACAAAAUUCCUGUCAGCACUAGUAUAGCCAUGAAGGGGUACUGUUGUUUUCCUUCAUCUCCACUACCAUGCUGGGGAAACUCAAAAUUGGGCAAAUCCAUUUGAGCCUAGUGGUUGGUUUAAAUGUGGCAGUGGCAGAUCCCUGGGCAUCUAUUUGUAUGCCUGUACUGUCAACUAAGUAAUUUAAUUUCAUGAAGAUCAAAAAUGGGAAGAAAAAUAAAGCCUUUUUACAAA